Molecule: messenger RNA, 2572 nt
Organism: Ciona intestinalis (vase tunicate)
Lineage: Eukaryota; Metazoa; Chordata; Ascidiacea; Phlebobranchia; Cionidae
Source: RefSeq, a predicted model, not a curated record
GACUCAUUCAAUUUCCAGUAUUGGAGCUCGAUUUCAACUUGUUGUUUCACUUUUGGACAAACUUUUUCAUCAGCAUUGUUUUACCGACAUCAUUGUAAGAGAGUGCAAAGAUUUGUCAAGUCAUGAUGAACUCAGCAAAAUGUUGGUCAGAGUUGUGGCCAGCUUGCCAGAGUUGAUUUCAAAUAAACAGCAAAACUCACUGAGGUGUCAUAUGUUUCACCACGAACGUUUCUUUACUUUUCUUGGAUUUGAAAUUGUAAAUUCUGUCUUUGAACUUUCGCACUCUGUUUCACUGGGAAAAUCGAUCAAAACCGAGUUUUUAUCAAGAUGCAUUGGUCAUUUCUGCAGAAUAGGAAAAGCAGAUCAUCUUUUCAGUGUCUUUAUUCCAUCUUUUGUUGCCAAAAUUAAAACAGAUUUUGUAAUGCAACGAAUUCUACAAAAAGUAUUCAGUGGGAUACCUGAUGUUUUCAUGGAAGGGGUUCUCACUUGCUUGUUCAGAGCAUGGCCUGUGAGGUGUAACCUUGUUCAUAUGCUUGGAGAUCUUGUGUUGGCCAAACCCAAAGCAAAGUUUGUGAUUCUGUACAAGUUGCUACUGGUUAAACAUUAUACAACAUACACUGUACCAAUAAAUGUUAUUAGCUAUAUUUCAAAAGUGGAUCCAAAACAUAUGUGUGCAGUUGAGACGUUGGGUAAAGUUUUGGAAGUAUGGAGUAGUUCAAGCUCAAUUAAGCAUACAUCAUAUGAACAACAUCGUUACUUAACUGCUGUCAUUCUUCUCUGUGUUAAACAUGUGGAUGAAAUCAGUGAUCAAAAAUUUAAAGACGAACUCAUGCUUGCAUUGAUGUCUGGCAUGAAGCAUCAUCUGGAGUCACCUGACGAAAAAGUUCGCUUACUUGGAAUGCUGGUUGGGGAAAAACUCACGUCUGCUUUGCAUAUAGAAAGUGGAGAAGCCAAGUUGGAAUUUGAAUUUACUAAGACAGAAGAUACAAAUUUGCUGUUGGAAAUUUUUAACUGUCAUCCAUCAUUGCCUGAUCAAGAGUUUUAUAAUGAGCAAGCAAAACUGUUAAGUGAUGUUAGAGAGACCUUACAGUCCAAUGACGGUUAUUCAAGUCAUAAAAGCGUUUACACGAUUUCAAAAAGUUCUUUCGUUGAAAUGGCGAAAGUGAAACAGAUUCCAUUAUCAACAAAAGAUGAUGUCACACAAGAAUCUUCUAGAAAUACAGAUAAAGAAAAUAAGACGUUGUGUGAUAGUGAUGACAGCGAUGAUGAUUUAAUUCCUUUUGAUCUUCCACAAGAAACAACAUUUACAAAGACUCCAAGACCAAUGUAUAUCCGGGAUUGUUUAGAAGGUUUAACUGAGAAUGAGGAUCGUGAGAAGAUGGAAAUAUAUUUGCAUUGUGUGGAUGAGCUUAUACAUAAGAAUGUAUUAGCUACGAAAGAGGUGGCAGUGGAACUUUGCAAAGUGAUGCUGAAUUUACAGAAUAGUUAUUCCAUUGAAGAAUUUGAUGUUUUGCGUAGAAGAGCAAUCACUUCAGCAGUUGUGUGUAAUCCUAUGCAGGUGGCUACUUACCUAACAGGAGAGUUCUAUAGCGAGCAUUACAAUCUACAACAGAGGAUGGACAUUCUUGAUAUUCUUGUCAUGUCUGCCGGCAGAAUGUCAGGGAUUUCAUCUGUUCCCAAGAAAGCAGUUAAUGAAGAUUUGGACAAGAAAACCGAUGUUUCAGAGAAUCAAACAUCAAAUAUGGUUUUGGAUAAACCUUGGAAACAAAUUGUUCAAGAACGUAUUGAUAAAAAAACUCGUCGCUUUGGAAAGGUAAAAAAGGCUACUCCUAUUCCCACAGCUGAUGAGUUUGGACCAGUUGCUGGUUACUUUUUCUUCCCCCUCAUGGCCAGUUACGAUCUUAAGAUCCGGACACUAGAUCUGUUGGGAACAGAUACAAUCGUACUUGGUCGUCUACUGUAUGCACUUGGAACCAUUCUCUACUCGGCUGCAAGUUCAAUGGUGGCUCAUAAAAUGUCAUCAUCUUUGCUGGAAUUUAUUGUCCCAUUAAGAUCUCAUGUUGAACCAUUUGUAAGGAAGGCAUGUGUGUUUUGUAUUUCUAUGGCAGUUGUCAGUUCCCUUGCUAUAACUGAGGAGUUAUGUGAGGACAUACUGGAAGCCCGAGAAUGGCUUUGUGGUGUUAUAAAUACAGAUGAUGAUAGUCAGACUCGCUUAGCAGCAUUAGAUGCAUUGAGAACUCUGGAUGUGAAAGCAAGAAAGGAAUUGGGAACAAAUAACAUUGCUACAUGAUAAAAAAAAGAGGUCCCAGUUUCCAAACAAUAUAGCUACAUGAUACCAAUUAUGUAACUGCACUGAACAAGGUUCCAGUUUAACUGAAGUUAAUAUAAAAAUACUUAUACACUCCAUGAAGGGGUUAAAACAAUGACCACAAAUAAAUAUUGCAAUUUACUGACUUCACACUUCCGUGUACAAGAAACCACUUUCUGGUUUCCUGUUCUGUGGCUAAGUGUCUGUCGUUCCAAGGGACCAAAUAACCUUUUUCUUGCUUUCCAUUCAGUUUGCAACAAAUAA